This is a messenger RNA of Penicillium verhagenii, 1062 nucleotides long. RefSeq names its product tRNA guanylyltransferase. The transcript has 7 exons. Gene Ontology annotation, molecular function: magnesium ion binding; tRNA guanylyltransferase activity. Lineage: Eukaryota; Fungi; Ascomycota; Eurotiomycetes; Eurotiales; Aspergillaceae. The record is from RefSeq and is a predicted model, not a curated record. Gene Ontology annotation, biological process: tRNA modification. Bases 1 to 1062 code for a protein of 353 amino acids.
AUGUUGGCAAGGGCAACCCAAUAUGUGAACUUGGUUUGGUGGGGUAAGCGGCCCCCCGUCAACUGGUGGCUCUUAUCGUGCGCACAAAAUGACGAUGAGAAAUCUACUCCCCCGACACCACUGCAUAUUUCACCCCCAGAUAUGGCAAACUCCAAAUUCGAGUACGUCAAGGACUUUGAGCAGUCCGAUCCAUUGCUGCCCAGCACGUGGAUUGUGGUUCGCAUUGACGGAAGAGGCUUUCACAAGCUCUCGGAUCACUAUGCUUUCCAAAAACCUAAUGAUCGGCGUGCGCUUGAUCUCAUGAAUGCCGCCGCUGUCGAGGUCAUGAAAGAUCUUCCCGAUCUAUGUAUUGCCUAUGGCGUCAGUGACGAGUUUAGGUAUUUUCCACCAUUCUUGCUCAUGUUCAUGUUCGAUUCUGACCGAUACGAUCCCAGUUUUGUCUUCUCUCCAAGUUGUCAGCUCUUUGAGCGACGAAACGCGAAAUUGGUUACAACCAUCGUCUCGACCUUCACAGCAUACUAUAUCUAUCUGUGGCCCACAUAUUUCCCUUCUACCCCACUAGCGCCGCCAUACCUCCCAUCCUUUGAUGGACGAGCGGUCGUUUACCCAAACUCACGUAUUCUACGGGAUUACAUGAGUUGGAGGCAGGUUGAUUGUCAUAUCAACAACCUCUACAAUACUACAUUCUGGACUAUGGUUCUGCAAGGUGGUAUGAGCAACACCGAUGCGGAACAAGAGCUCAAGGGCACUGUAUCUGGGGACAAAAACGAGAUCCUUUUCAAGCGGUUUGGGAUCAACUACAAUAAUGAAGGGGAGAUGUACAAGAAAGGCAGUGUGCUCUACCGUCAGUAUGAGCUUGUGGAGCCCAAGGCUACUCCCUCGACGGACAAUGAGGCUUCAGUUCCAGAGGCUACUCAGUCAAGGUCACAGCAGGAUAAAUUGAAGAAACUGCGUCGCAAGGCACAGGUGGUAGUCGAUCAUGUUGACAUCAUUAAGGACGAUUUCUGGGCGAGAAGGCCGUGGAUUUUGUCCGGGACACCAGGCAAGUUGCCACAGAACUGA